AUGAGGAUAACUUUGCCCUCAGCUCGCGUUCUGGGCAUCCCAGAGCUUUUGGCGCACAUAUUCUCGCUGUCGACUCGGCAGGCGAAUGCAGUACACGCUCGUGUUUGCAAAGAGUGGUCCGACGCCGCUCUGGACAUUCUGUGGCGGAGGGUUACCAACGUUGCCCAUCUGAUGCGACUGCUCUCACCGCUACAGGCGGAAUACGACGAGGACGGCGACGUUACAUGGUUUUUUGUCAAAGAAGGCGGAGAUAUCACGACGAGCGACUGGGCGCGGCUGAAGUCAUAUGCAAGGCGGGUUCGGACGCUCGUAGUCGAACACAGCGCAUCGACACUCCACAAGUCCGUUUUUGAAGAAAUCAAAAUUGGAAAUGGCGACUUCCUCGACUUGCUGCCUAAUCUGCAACGACUCGAAUGGUACAUCGAUCCAUACUAUUUCCAUCUUUUCACCGAUAAGAAAGUCACACAUCUUACGAUGCGCCUGGACCCUCAAGAUGCACUACAUAAAUGUGUGUUUGAGAUCAUCCAGGAUAUCCCAAAGUUCCUGCCACACCUGGAGUCCUUGACGCUUCAAUCACCAUCGCAUUACGAGCAUAUCUCCAACGACCUAUUGGAAACACAGCUCCCAGAGGUCGAAACACUGGACGACAUCCAUAAUGCAAUUGCCACAUCCUUACAAAGCCUUCCCUUGCUGUCGCACGUCUCGUUACCUAAAUGUUUUCUUGUCUCGAAGGUCGUUCAACAGCUGUCCACGCUGAACAAACUAACCUCGACGGAAACAUCUCUUCCGCUAUCGCCCUGCGAGGCAACGUUUCCCCUCGCCCUGGCCGCAGACAGUUUCAUCUCCAUGACACGGCUCAUCUUUUCUAUGACGUUUGCCAGAGCCACGGAGUGCUUUGUACAGAGCAACCACCCGCCAAAUAUCGUUCACCUCGAGCUUGUUUCCACCAUCAUCGAACCCGAGCGAGAUUAUGCGCGCCUUCUUGAGGUGCUUUCUGACAGUUAUCCUAGCCUCGAGGUGCUCGUUCUGGACUUCAAACAGCGGCGUGAAGUAGAUGUCGAACCCACGGUACAUACUGCGAUCACUUUCCGUAGCCUACGACCCAUUCUUUGCUGCUCCAAGCUCAAGACCCUGAUACUGCGCCACUACUUCCCUUUCAUACUAGAACAUGACGAUAUUCUCUCAAUCGCCAGGGCCCUUCAUUCCAUCGAGACGUUGCUGCUCAAUGAGAGUCCACACGCUCUGCUGAAACCGACGUUUCCGAUAGGGACUCUCCUGGUGUUCAGAACCCAUUGCCCACGGUUGAAGCGGCUUGGUCUCUACUUUGGCACAGGGACCAAGCAUAUACCCAUAACAGUUCCCGAAGGAUGUCUGUCCAAGAUAUCCAGCUUGAAAUUGGGCGCCUCUCGCGCGGACCCCUGCUUUGAUGUCGGCUGUUUCCUCAACGACGUUUGCCCGAAGGCGUUUCUAUCUUUUUCAAGCUACAGGAGUGGGAAGUAUCGUGGACUCGGCUCGAGGAUUUCCAAAGAAUGGAACACGGUGCUUGAGGAAAGAGAAAUAUGGAGGCUUGCAGACAUAUAUUCUGAGGAACAGAUGAAGACCAACAAUUUAGCUCACGUAGUUCCACCACGCCUUCGCCUCGAGAUACUGAAGGGGAAUUUUUACAAACAGGAGAAGGAGAAAAUAGCGCGAGAGAAAGAGCUAUUUCGGGAGCAGAUAUAUCAGGAAACCAUGGAUGAAGAGGGAGGAUGA
Messenger RNA from Pleurotus ostreatus (oyster mushroom), 1752 nucleotides. RefSeq lists its product as uncharacterized. The transcript is spliced from 4 exons. NCBI's taxonomy places the organism in Eukaryota, Fungi, Basidiomycota, Agaricomycetes, Agaricales, Pleurotaceae. The record is from RefSeq and is a predicted model, not a curated record. Gene Ontology annotation, molecular function: protein binding. Bases 1 to 1752 code for a protein of 583 amino acids.